Molecule: messenger RNA, 5930 nt
Organism: Stegodyphus dumicola
Lineage: Eukaryota; Metazoa; Arthropoda; Arachnida; Araneae; Eresidae
Product: voltage-gated inwardly rectifying potassium channel KCNH6-like
Biological process (GO): regulation of membrane potential; potassium ion transmembrane transport
Cellular component (GO): plasma membrane
Molecular function (GO): inward rectifier potassium channel activity
Source: RefSeq, a predicted model, not a curated record
GUCACCGGCCCUGUUGCGGAGGAUCAGGCGGCAGCAGUAGCAGAGAUGUGCCAGGUCCAGCAAGGGCCUGAGGAGUAUCGUCCGUCCAGCCCCGACGAGGCCCGGGGUGACCUAGGUGCCAUGUUUCGUGCCGUCCACCAGCGGAUCAAGGACUGGCAUCUUAAGGUCCGCAGGGCCAGCAGCAGGUCAUCCACUGUCAUCAACGCAGAUCAUGUGACCGCGGAUGGGGCGGCUUUCUACCUGUCUGGCUCACAGCACCAGACGCCGAUUUUACCAGCACCAGCUGAAGCGGUGCUGUCCCUGGGAGCUGAUGUGUUGCCCGAGUACAAACUGCAGAAACCUACAGUCCACAAAUGGACCAUCCUGCAUUACUCGCCUUUCAAGGCGGUAUGGGACUGGAUCAUCCUGCUGCUGGUCAUGUACACGGCCAUAUUCACGCCUUAUGUGGCCGCUUUUCUCCUCAGCGAGGAGAAGGCGGACAAGCGCAACAAAAAGUAUGGCGACGACCCAAUAGUGGUGAUCGACCUGCUAGUUGACGUCAUGUUCAUCAUCGACAUCCUCAUCAACUUCCGAACCACGUAUGUCAACUCUAACGACGAGGUGGUCAGCCACCCCGGCAAGAUUGCCGUCCAUUACCUUCGGGGAUGGUUCAUCAUCGACGUCGUGGCAGCCAUACCCUUCGACCUACUCUUCCUUGGAUCGGAAACAGACGAGACGACGACGUUGAUCGGUCUCCUGAAGACCGCCCGCCUCCUGCGGCUGGUGAGGGUUGCCCGUAAAAUCGACCGCUACUCGGAGUAUGGGGCCGCGGUGCUCUUGCUCCUCGUGGCCGCUUUCGCGCUCAUUGCUCAUUGGCUGGCUUGCAUCUGGUACGCAAUCGGCAACGCCGAACGGCCUUUCCUAGAGAAUAAGAUCGGCUGGCUGGACGCCUUGGCAGAAGAUACUAAGCAGCACUACAACAAUAGCCAUGGAGGGCCCUCCAUCAAGUCCAAAUAUGUGACGGCUCUCUACUUUACCUUCACGAGCCUUACCAGCGUGGGUUUCGGAAACGUAGCCCCCAACACCAACAUGGAGAAAGUCUUUGCCAUCAUCGUCAUGCUGGUGGGAUCUCUCAUGUAUGCCAGUAUCUUUGGAAACGUAUCGGCAAUCAUUCAGAGGCUGUAUUCAGGUACUGCUCGGUACCACACUCAGCUUUUACGAGUGAAGGAAUUUAUACGCUUUCACCAAAUACCAAAUCCUCUACGACAACGGCUGGAAGAGUAUUUUCAGCACGCUUGGACUUACACGAAUGGCAUAGAUAUGAAUAUGGUUUUAAAAGGUUUUCCAGACUGUUUGCAAGCGGACAUAUGUCUCCAUUUGAACCGGAACUUGCUCAAUAACUGCUCCGCUUUCAAAGGAGCCAGCCCUGGAUGCCUUCGAGCUCUUUCCUUGAAGUUCAAAACGACGCAUGCGCCACCUGGGGACACAUUAGUCCACCGGGGAGAUGUGCUGACAGCUCUUUAUUUCCUCUCUCGAGGAACGAUAGAGAUCUUAAAAGACGAUGUCGUUAUGGCCAUUUUAGGCAAAGACGAUAUCUUCGGAGAGAAUCCCUGCAGCUACAGCACUGUAGGUAAAUCUCGCUGCAACGUCCGUGCCUUGACGUACUGUGAUCUGCAUAAGAUAAAUCGCGAAGACCUACUGGACGUGCUAGACAUGUAUCCAGAAUUCUGGGAAUCGUUUUCCACCAAUUUAGAAAUCACAUUCAAUCUUAGAGAUACUGAACAAGCAGGGGUAGAUCCUGAGCUUUUUAGGCAUAAACAAGUGUACAAAGAGCCAGAUUCAAUAGAUGAAGGAGAUGGUGGUAGUCGAACCAAUUCUCUGUUAACGCCCAUUUUACCACCAGAAGAAGCACGUACCACUGCCUACCAGUACCCUCGUGCUCGAAGAAGAAGGAGAAGGCCGAGGCCUCCUUCUAGUGAUGAAGGUACUGGAUUCAGCGAUGAAGACGAUCGACGGUACAGCGGCAUGGGCAUUCUAGAGUUCUCACCCACAAAGGCGGGACAAGAUGUCACGCCAGCAAAUCUCAGUUUUGGACAAAGGCAGAGAUCUGGCACGCUACAUUCUAUAGCAGGGUUGCUUCGAGACCUGCGGCGCAAUUUCACAGACACCAGAGGGCCCAAGCCAGAUGUCUUGCACGGAGCGAUAACAGCAGUGACCAACCUGACAGCGGGUCCUGUGCUGACUGCAGCGUCCCAGCCAUCUCAAGACACCCAAAUAUCACGUCCUCCUAGUUUAAUAAUGGCCCGUUCUGAUACUCAAACCGAACCUCAAGAAACGAAAGAAAAAACACCGCUUUUGGAUGCUGUAGAACCGAGUAUGCAAAAAAAUUACCUCCUUUAUGCUUCCCAAACGGUCUCCAUAGAUUCCACUCCUGGAUCCGUUGGUCAAGUCCUUAGUCCGCAAGCCAUGUUCUCCUCAUCCCAGCAGCCACUUACAACUUGCCAUAGGAGCCCUCUUGAAAACUUGUUGGAGACAAGGCGACCAUGUUCUGGACCUUGUCGUCUCGGGACCACGACAGGCGGAACCUCCAGCAGUGGAGCACGGUCAAGUUCUAGUGUGACCAUACCCCUUACCGGUAGUUCCGUCAAUGGACAAAGUCCUGGAGACGAUAUAACCUCCCCCCAUCAUCAACCUUUCCCUUUGGUCAACUCAAGACCUAAUACUCAAAUGCUAGAAAACAAGCUGGACAAUCUCAGCAGGCAAGUCCGAACGAUAGAGACACGCCUGACUACUGAUAUCCAGACGAUCAUGCAGUUAUUGUCUCACAUAGUCACCCACUCCGGGGUCUCCCUCCUCGGUAACACAACCACCGUCUCCAAGGACCUGGUUUCCCUGUCCUCUGACCUGACCCCUGAAGACGGCGGUGCAACGACUUCUUCCUAUAGGCAUCCGGGAGGUAAGCCCCGGUGUCGACAGUACAGGAGAGCCGUUAGUCUCCAAGGCAGCCUUUCCCCUCUCACGCCUGAGGGGGUCUCUCUCAGGUAUAUGUGCAGGAGCCUCGACUUACCUAGGAGUCAAGAUCAGGAACAUUUGUCUACUGUUCAAGACUCUGAGCUGGAUGAACAAACAGAAAAUGUUCAACAUCCCCAGACAGUGCCUGCGACACCUGCCAACGAGAGACUGCAAGAGCAGCCAACUAGGUGUGCCUCACAACCUCUGGAGCGUCCAAGGCUCCGGAUGGUCCGCCUCAACAGGCACCUUUCGGCAGAUCAGAGCGAACCUUCCUCUCAUGACUGGGAACCACCAGGAGACGUAGUCGGCGGCUCUGCGGGGGUUGCCGUACAACAACAAGGAACACUCCUUCCAACGUCUUCGGCAGCCCAUAUCAACACCUGCUCCUCAACUUCGGCCCUUUCCUCCAACAAGACAGAUCGAGGCCCAGAGAGGAAAACCACCUCCUGGGACGAUGUGUCCAAGCGAGGGGGUCCUGCGGGUUCUCAGUCAUCCGAUGUGUAAAUAAUGUAAAGUUCGAUUUUUCGGGUUCGUUGGGUUUUUAUUUUUGUACCGCCAGAGCCUUGUGUGUCUAUUCGAUGAUGUAGACAGUGCCUGAGACUCCUUUUGCCAGACUACAGAAAAGCACCGGUGGCGUAGCUAUGUUCCGAGAAUCAGAAUGGGGGUGAAAAACCACGUCGACUAAGCACACAUGCAUACCCCAGCGGGCUCUGGUAUUUCACUUGCACCGCCUGCGCACGUGAGAGCUACGCCACCGUGCACAACAACAACCAAAGGAUAAACAAAAUAAACAAAGGGACUCGAGUCGACCUUCAGUUCCUCAGUACCACCCCCAUCCUAAACUCUCCCUUGUUCAGUUCCAGGUUGCCUUGAAAAAAUAAUUAAAGCAAAUAUAUAUAUAGAUAUAUAUAUAAACUUUUACUCACGAGAGCUGGGUUGUGUUUGUCUGGAAGACGAAAUGAACAGAUAUCUUAUGUGUGACUGACUACCAAAGGCGAUGGUGGGUUUUCAAACUCAGGGAGACAGAAGAACAAACCCCAUAUCAGGACGAGUCACUUUAUUCUCUAGUCCAAGGUCUGUGAUAAGUUACGUGUGGUCCUCAUACGGGGUGCUGCAAAAGAGGCUGGAUUGUGCAUUAGCUGUGAUUUUUUCCCUUUCCUUUCGCUCCUGCUAGGCAAGAGCAAAGGGACUGAUAGACUGGACUGCUCUCGUAUUGUGUAUAUAUCAUAUAUACAUAUAAAGAUAUCUAUAUAUAUAUAUACAUAGUCCACUAUUAGGUGCUGGCCGCAGCGUGGGUGCAAUACUUUUAGCUAAAACAGAAGCUAUAGAUGAGUAGGCACGAAAAUAGAGCACGAGUGUUGCCCCACGCUUCUUUCAUAAACAUUUUUCAUGGCUUUCAAAUACCCGGUGCAAAAAUAUAUAUGCAGUCGGUCCUCGUAUAACGUCUUCUUCGUUCGCGUUAUUUCAUUAUAACAUUGUAUCUUUUUAAGAGAAAUUUCAGAAACCGUCGUCCUUCAUAACAUCGUCCAAAUAUCUUUUGUCGUAUGAAGGAAGUUAGAAUGUGAAAGAGUUUGGUUAUGAUUAGCAUAGAAUGUAAAUCAAUACAAACUAGUAAUACAUAAUGUUUUAGUAACAUUUUUAUACACAGAGCUAUUUAGAGGUAGUGUAUUAGUGGUAAUAAUGGUUCUAAUAGUGUUAAGAUUGGUUUGUAGUUUGGGAUGAUUUUGCCAAAAUGGAUGAUGCAGUUCCAUCUCGACGAAAUCAUAUUUACUCUUUUGUUAAAAUUAUAACGAGAAUUUAACAAACUAUUAUUUUUUAUAUAACACUAUUUAGUAAAAGUCUGAGUAACAAAAAUGAAUUGAUAAAAAUGAGCAAGAAAAUGUAAAACAAAAAUGUUUUUGAGAAAUGCUCAUUGCGAAUAAAAAUUUAUAAUUUAGUAGCCGUGCAUAUUUAAUAUCUACCACAUAUAAAAAGACGCUUUGAAUGCCAUUUUUCCUAAUGUACUGCAAACAUUACUAAUUGGUAUAACAGAGAUUCUACUUAUUAAUAAUGCUUAGCACAAGAAAAUUUCUCUUCUUAGAAUAUCACCCCUUCUGUCUUAAUUCUUGCGAAAAUAAUAGAUUCCAUUAACGUAGUUUUCCAUAACGGCGCAUGUUUCAGAAAAGUUUGCUUAGACAUUAUGCGAGGAUUUACUGCAUAUACAAAAGAGCCUACUUCCUUGUCGCUAACAUAAUUAGCAUCAGCGACGCCUACUACUGCUUUUUCAAUUCCAUACUCACUACAGUGAAAAAAAGCUACCAAUAAAUAAGUCAAAAAAAAGUUAUAACGAAAAGCUCUAACCUAACUGCGUAGAGGUUAAUAAUAUAUCUAAUCCAUCACCAAUUUCUUUACCUUUCUAUUAAAGGGCCAUGUUUUUACCUGCACACGCAAAAGAAUAAGAGAAAAAUGUCUUCAUAACUUAGUAUAUUAGGUGAACUUUAAUCUGGUAUCCUACAAAAGGAUUCGUUUCAAUCCCCCUUUCAGGGGGACCCACUCGCCUUGACUGGGCACCUAGGGGCCUUCCAGUCCAUGCGCUUUAACUUUGCACUCCUGCCUGCUUCCUUACUUCUCUACUACUCUAUCUCACCCAUCUUGUACAUACGUUCGUUAAGUACUCACAAAUAAACAAAAGCUCCAUUUUUAUAUAAAUUGUUACAUAUUUUACAACAGAGGGUUAGACUUAAUGGUGCAUUGCAAGAGAAUCGUUGUCAGCGAGCCUUACAAUGAGAAAAAAGGCAAUCGCUGCUAUGCUAACGCCGUGGCCUUCCUUUUACAGUUAGCGGACUGUUUCUGUUGCAGACCCUACAUCUAUUUUGUUAAUGGAUCAUAAAAGCUUCAUCCCACUUGGUUCUCAAAAGAAAAACAAGUUCUGUAUAAUAAAGAGACCUAUGCAACUAUUA